CUCUAUAUAAAAUCACGGAGUUACCAUAUUUCUCUUUCGUAGUUUGUUUCAUCACUGCGAAGUAUUAAAUUUCGCGAUCUGAAUAAACCCUUCUUCCUUCUUCAGCGAUUCAAUUCAAUGGAUAAAGGAAAGGGUGUGAUGGGUUCUUCAGGACGAAGAUGGGCCGUUGAUUUCUCCGAUAACUCAACUUCUCGCGAUUUCAUCGAUCCUCCCGGUUUCUCACGCGCUUCCCUCAAUCAAGACGAUUCUACCCUUAGUCGCCAAAAGAAAGAUGCUGAAUCCAAUUGGAAAUCUCAGAAAGCUUGGGAAGUUGCACAAGCACCAUUUAAGAACUUGUUAAUGAUGUGGAUGGCUGGUAAUACUGUUCACUUGUUUAGUAUUGGUAUUACCUUCUCAGCUCUUUGGCAACCCAUAAGUGCCUUACAGAGUGUUGGAAAAAGUAAGUAUCAUUUCUAUCUCUCUUGUACAGCUUAAUCACACUGAGGCUAAU
This is a messenger RNA of Medicago truncatula (barrel medic), 490 nucleotides long. Its product is annotated as ER membrane protein complex subunit 4. The transcript has 2 exons. Lineage: Eukaryota; Viridiplantae; Streptophyta; Magnoliopsida; Fabales; Fabaceae. The record is from RefSeq and is a predicted model, not a curated record. Bases 118 to 474 code for a protein of 118 amino acids.